UUUGUUCAGAACUCUCUACUGUUACGAAUCAAUUUUAAAGUAAAACUCUACUUUGCUUUAGUUUUUUUUUUGGAACUCCACAGCCUACCAUGAAAGGAUAUAAUAUUCCUUUUUCAUUGAUAUUACUUUGGACUAUUUUCUUAUGGAAUGCUGCUGCGAUUAGAACCAAAGACAAGAUCUAUGUUAACAUCAAAGGACAGAAAGCCUGUUUUCGCCGCCUCAAUUCAACUCAUCAAAUUGGGUGCUCCUCUGAAAUGAAAGGCAAUGUAGGUGUUGUUCACUAUGUGAAAGAGAAAUCUGAUAGCCAGUGGAUACUCAAAGAUGGACCACAUGCUCCAUAUGUGAUGCUCAUUGAAGCUGCUAAUUUCAAUCUGCAGAACAUUACUGAGUUGAUCGACUCUGGAAGAGUUAAUGGGAUACUGGUCAUAGAUGCCAAUGGUGCAUCACAGCUACCACCUGAGGGAUUUUCUGCAGAUAAAUCUUGUCCAAAUGAUGGCUAUGGAUUAUACUGGAACAACACCAUGUACAAAAAUUGCAGAAGUGUCCAGUGGAAUCCUCCAGGAAGUGGUAUGAUGUUUCAGGACUUUAGCAUUCCUAUUUUUUUAUUGGAUAGUCCCAAAGAAGUUGAGUACAUUAUUGAAAAGUGUUAUGAAAGAUAUAACAACCCUGAGAAUAACACAGGAUUGCAAUACCCACUGUGUGCAGCUGAGCUGAAAGACUACAUGAAUGCUGCUAAAGAUUCGAUGACAUGUAUGCGACGUUCCAGCCACAUGACAUCUUUGACCACCAGCAUGAUGCAUUACUGUGAUCCACUCAGUAACAACAAUGUUAUUGGUUUUGUUAACCCAAAAUCAGUUGAUGACCAACUUGCUGAGAAGUCUGUUAUUAUUGCCGGAUCCAGGAUGGAUUACAUGAAUAUGUUUGAGAAUGUAAAUAAUAGUGCUGACAAUCCAAUCACCAGCAUUGUGGCUCUUUUGUCUGCUGCUGAAGCCAUUGGAAGAUUUAAAGAAGACUUUAUCAAUUCACAAGAGAACAAGACCAUCCUGUUUGCAUUUUUCCAAGGGGAAGCUUUUGACUAUAUUGGAUCAAGCCGCAUGGUCUAUGAUAUGGAAGUAGGCAGUUUCCCAACGUCAUUUCGCAAAACUGGUGGCUUAAGUUAUUCUCGGGCUUUGCAAAAGAUUGGUUUGAAUCAUCUGUCUCACUUUUUGGAAGUGAACCAGCUAGGCUACAGAGAAAAUGAGGCAGAGAAUGUCUGGCUACACACAGACCCAAUGAGCUACAAUUCAAAUAUUUCCACUGAGAUUGACGGUCUGGUGAAAAAGAUAAAAAAAAUUGGAGAACAGCUGAAUGUUACCGUAAUGGAACCAAAUACUUCUCGUCCUUUGCCUCCGUCUUCUGCUCAACGCUUCCUGCGGGAAACUGCGCUACCAACUGUUAUGCUCACUAACCACGAAAAAGAGUUCACAAAUAUAUAUUACAACAGUAUGUUUGAUCUUGGAGAACUAAUUGGUGUGGAUUAUAUUCCGGGUGGUGAUGUAGAGAACCUUACACUUUCAAAACAAGUCCUCCUCUUGACUAACAUAUCUACAGUUUUGGCACAGACACUCUUUGAAUUAGGUACUGGUCAAAAGGGAUCUCAUAUAAAAGCAAACAGUUCUAUAGUUGCUGAAUUAUUGUAUUGUUACAUCCGGAACAGUAGCUGCUCUAUAUUCCACUCAGUCAUAACAAGUGAUUAUGUCAAAAGUUUUGAGAAGUUCCCAGAAAUGAAUUUAUACACUGGUGUCAGGGGCAACACCAGUCCACUUACAUUGAUUACAGAAAAGUUACUUGCCUAUUUCCUAGGAGACAAGCUCAAUGUUACAGACAGGAAAUCAUGUACAAAACAGUCCAAUGGGAUUGUGAAAGCUAAUUGGAUGCAGGGUAGAGAUCGUCAAGGCCUGUGUGUAAUCGCUCCCACGUACCUCACUGAUGCCAUAUCUCCAGCUUUUAUCAUAGAUGAUUACGAUUGGUUGUCCGGUAAAUAUUCUACUUGGACUGAGAGUAUUUGGGACAAUGAUGCAAUGUCUGUACGUGUUUUUCUGGUUCCCAGUAAUAAACUACAGGCAGUAACACUGUUUUUGGGUGUGCUUAUCCUGUGCCUGUCAAUGGUGAUCGUCUAUUUCCUAAACAACCGGGCAGAAGUCAUCUUCCCUACCACAUCAGCUUUCCCUGCUCAUGAUGGCUAAAUAACCUGCAAUUUCCCAAAUAGGCUUGUUCUCUUCUACUCAUAUUUGCAUAGACUCUCAUUUUGUUACUGGGUAUCAUCAUCUUUGUGGUCUCUUUCGUUGUGGUCUAUGUGUUAGUAGAGAAAGCAGAUAUUAUUUUUCAGACUGCUCACAAACACUACUAACUAGCUUGAACCUGAAUCUAAACUAACUUUAUCUAAUUUAACUUUAAAAAAACUAAACUACACUUCUAGUAAGCCAAUAUGGCAAAGCUUAUGUCAAUCUAUUUGUUAGCACAGAAUACUUCUUGCUUUCCUUUCAAUUUUGUUUUGGUAAGGCAAAUGAAGCAAAAGAACAAAGAAGAAAUUUCUCACACGAGGGACCAAAGAACCAUGAACCAGUUUCAACAUCAAGAAUUGAUAAUGAUUUUUUUCUUCUUUCUACUAAACUAUCAUCUUUUCAUUCCCCUCCUCUCUAAAUACACACACAUACACACAUAUAUUUAUAUAUACAUAUGCCCCUCACACAUACACACAUUUAUAUAUACAUACGCACCCCCCACACACACACAUUCACACGCAGACAUUUUGUGUAUAUGUUUCCAAUAACAAAUGUGGAUGUUAUAAUUUCAACUUUUCCAUGUAGGUUGUCUACUUAAUAAUAAGGAGUAUAUAAAAUAUUUGUUCAUAUUUAUGUGCA
This is a messenger RNA of Octopus sinensis (East Asian common octopus), 2903 nucleotides long. RefSeq names its product nicastrin. Bases 90 to 2225 code for a protein of 711 amino acids. The transcript is spliced from 16 exons. Gene Ontology annotation, biological process: protein processing; Notch receptor processing. Lineage: Eukaryota; Metazoa; Mollusca; Cephalopoda; Octopoda; Octopodidae. Gene Ontology annotation, cellular component: membrane. The record is from RefSeq and is a predicted model, not a curated record.